UCUAGAUAUACUCUUUUCGAUUAGAUAGCUGAGUAGCUCGGUGGUUGGAUCCACACACAACUUAAAUAGGGUGAUAACUGAUAAAGCAACUCUUUGGAGUUAGCUAGGAGAUAAAGCACUGCAAACUUGGUUUUUGAAUAAUGGCUUCUUCUACUUGGUGUCUUGUACCAUUUCUCAUUCCUUCAUCUUCUUCUUCAAUUCCUUCGCUAUGCUUCUCUCAAACCACUACCAAAUGCAUACAACGUUUCUCAUUUCCUUCUAUAAACAGAAAGGUCUCAACUUUACCCUUUUCAUCCAUAAAACGCUCCAUUACUAGAGCUGCUGAAUACAAAUUCCCUGACCCAAUUCCUGAAUUUGCUGAUUCCGAGACGGAAAAAUUUCAAAACCACCUUCUCAAUAAGCUUUCAAAGAAAGAUGUCUUUGAAGAAUCAGUUGAAGAAGUUGUUGGAGUUUGCACUGAGAUUUUCAGCACAUUCUUACAUUCUGAGUAUGGAGGUCCUGGUACACUCUUGGUUGAUCCUUUCAUUGACAUGGCUGAUAUUGUAAACGAACGAGGAUUGCCAGGAGGACCGCAAGCUGCACGUGCUGCUAUCAAUUGGGCCCAAGCUCAUGUUGACAAGGACUGGAAUGAAUGGACAGGUGGUAAUAGCAACGAGUAAAGCGUCACUUGUUGUAUGUUAAUUACUUAUUUAGUUCUCUAGCAUCUGCGAUGCACUUGUGUUUAUGUUGUAAGAGCUAAAUGAGCAGUUUUGAUAUUUAUGAUAUCUAUGCCUUAGUUUAGAAUGAUUGUAGGAGAAAAUUACUUAUAGAGAAGAGUUAAUUAUUUGCUUUUCUGAGAACAUAGUGCUUGAAGCA
Medicago truncatula (barrel medic) is the source of this 855-nucleotide messenger RNA. Its product is annotated as protein PLASTID REDOX INSENSITIVE 2, chloroplastic. The transcript is spliced from 3 exons. The record is from RefSeq and is a predicted model, not a curated record. The coding region runs from base 141 to 659 and encodes 172 amino acids. Lineage: Eukaryota; Viridiplantae; Streptophyta; Magnoliopsida; Fabales; Fabaceae. Gene Ontology annotation, biological process: regulation of gene expression.